AUGCUCGCCCUCCAUGCUUCAACCCUCUCCCCCAAGCCGAGCCGAACCGGCAUUGCCGUUGGAGAGGACGACGACUAUUCUAGGUUUUCUAUACCGGUGGCAGAUAAGAUAAUCAGAUUUCCGAGACGCUGGAACUGUCUUUUCUUGACUCGAUGCAGAAAAUCGGUUGCACGUCGUGCAGCUGGUCUUCUUUUAUUGCGGGGAAUCGUUUUCCGACCUGAUUCGCCAUCCAACACGGCGCUCCAAUUCGCUCUCACACCACUUAUGCUUGGAAAUGGCUUCAUUCCUGUCCUCGCAUGUACGAUGAAUCAACGGGUUUACACAUCUCAUUUCAAGCCGCCUUAGGGCUUAUCUUGGCGCGUACGGAGAGUUAGACUUUGCCCUCGUGGCUCGGCCGCGAGCGGCGUUCCCUGGUGAUUUGGGGCAUGGAAGCCGACCCUUGGCCAUGUCUAGUCUAAGCGAUUGCAACUCUCGUCGUCGGCGAGACUAGACAGGGCAAGUGACUGGUUUGAUGAUGCUAUCGCAGCUCAGCACUGUUUCUUCGUCAAAGCCCACCUCACCAUCCCUCUUCAGGUGCGUCGCUACAAAAGCGUGUUAACUCUCGGACACAC
Molecule: messenger RNA, 611 nt
Organism: Colletotrichum destructivum
Lineage: Eukaryota; Fungi; Ascomycota; Sordariomycetes; Glomerellales; Glomerellaceae
Exons: 2
Coding region: 1-345 (114 amino acids)
Source: RefSeq, a predicted model, not a curated record